Aspergillus ibericus CBS 121593 is the source of this 819-nucleotide messenger RNA. RefSeq lists its product as uncharacterized. Lineage: Eukaryota; Fungi; Ascomycota; Eurotiomycetes; Eurotiales; Aspergillaceae. Gene Ontology annotation, molecular function: metallopeptidase activity. Bases 1 to 819 code for a protein of 272 amino acids. The record is from RefSeq and is a predicted model, not a curated record. The transcript is spliced from 3 exons.
AUGAGAUUCUGGAGCAAGCUCACGCUGGCUACCCUGCUCAUUGGCAGUCGAGCAGCCGACAUCGACACCCAGUUCUGGGUCGAGAAAGCCACUGGAGUGGUAACACGCUCCCUGAAGAAUGGUAACCUGGGCGGGACCUGCGACCCAUAUCUGGACGUGCUGAACGAUCUGUACCUUGAGGCAAUCGACAUGGCAGAAGUCGCUCUAGAGGCCUUGGACAAUUAUGCCAGCAACCCAACCGUCCGAGCGACGCUGGAAACGUACAUGGGCAUCAAACCAGACGGCACUGGCGUCUCAGCGGCCCAUACUUCCCAGUUCAAUGAUAUCAAAGCUGCUUAUCAGAAAGUGGUUGAUUUUAGCACCUCCGAAUAUGAAAAUAAUCGUCAGCCCGCCUUCUUUUGCGAUGAAAAGUGGCGGUGGAAGACAACCAUGGAAUAUGACAGGGGCAAAGCAACUGGGCGGACUCUCUUUGUAGCAUCCAACAUAACGGACAAGAAGGUCAUCGUCGAUGACAAACCAGUCACGGCCUAUUUCCCAACCCUUGUGGCGGAACUUGCAAAGACGAGUGUUGACGAUGCCAUCAAGAACGCGGACAGCUUCGCGUGGUUUGCGACGGCCAUGUAUCUGCCUGCAAUGGAUUGGUCUCGACAAAUUGGCGGUCGUUACAGGAGCAGCGCCAUCUCCUCUCGCUCGAUCGGUAGGAAUACCAGCUCAUACCUAGCCGAAGGCAACGGUCUGCAGCGCCGAACCUACUUUACGAAUCCAACUUUCCCGGAUGUGGAAGAUGACGAAGAUGCAAUGUCUGACUACUCGCUUUGA